AUGGAACUUUCAACGAUUGAGCAGCUGAACCUGCAGGUCAGCCCAUCUGAGAUCGAAGAAUGGUUCGAACGAUUCGAGCUGUGGGGCAGUGUUCGCAAAAGUGGUGCACAAAAUCAAACAGCCCUAUUUCUUACUGCUGGCGGUUGUGACCUGUACUCUCUGUUGAAAAACCUGGCGUUCUCUGAGGCUCCGCCUAAAAUACCAUACGAGUCCCUGAAGUCGCUACUGCUCAACCACCUGCUGCCCACUGAAUUCCAAGCACACGAAGGGGUCAAAUUCAACUCCAUGAUUCGUGCUGAUCAUAUUUCCCUCCGUGACUUCAUCCUUCAGCUGAACAAACAGGCAUCACGCUGCAACUAUGGUGAUCGUCUGGGAGAACAAAUAUAUGACCGCUUGGUGGCAGGUAUUAACAAUCUGACUCUCUGA
Echinostoma caproni is the source of this 426-nucleotide messenger RNA. The record is from the annotation of a GenBank genome assembly. Lineage: Eukaryota; Metazoa; Platyhelminthes; Trematoda; Plagiorchiida; Echinostomatidae.